This is a messenger RNA of Zootoca vivipara (common lizard), 4162 nucleotides long. RefSeq lists its product as uncharacterized. NCBI's taxonomy places the organism in Eukaryota, Metazoa, Chordata, Lepidosauria, Squamata, Lacertidae. The record is from RefSeq and is a predicted model, not a curated record. Gene Ontology annotation, molecular function: GTPase activity.
GAUGCCUUAUGGGAAAGACAAGCCCCCUUUCCCCACGCGCGCGCAGUGCCUUUCGGGAGCUGUAGUUUCCUUGCUUCCGCUCCGCUUCCCAGGCUUCCUUGCCGUUUCCGUUGGCUCCUCGCUCUCCGGUAGCCAUGCGUGGGGGCAAGGGUGGGAAGCCCCGCGAGGCCGCGAACCCGGCGGCCGCGAGUGUGUCUGAAUCCGUGACCGAGCGGGUCCUGCGGGAGGCGCACUCGCUUUAUGUGCAUCCGGGUCAUGGGCUGGUUUCCAUUGGGGAGCGCCUGGGCCUGACUCUGCUCCCACCACGCCGCAAAGUGACUGUCAUGGUGAUGGGCAACCACAGCGCUGGCAAGAGCAGCUUUAUCAACUGGUAUGUUGAGGAGCACAUUCAACGAACCGGUGUAGCUAUUGAGACCCAGGGUUUCACCUUCAUCACUAGUGGAAGGAAGCGAGAAUCUCUCACGGGUAAUGCCACACUCCAUCUGUACCCCCAUUUCCAGGCCUUGCAGAGUUUCAAAGGUGUGCCAGAGUACCUGAGCACUGAGAUCUGUACCUCUAAGCAGAAGCAGUUCCCCCUGGUCACUUUCCUUGACACACCAGGCUUGGUGGACGGAGACAUGAAAUAUCCUUUUGAUGUGGAAGGGGCACUUAUCUGGUUUGGCCAGCUCUGUGACCUCAUCCUGGUCUUUUUUGACCCCAUGGGACAGGCCCUUUGCAAACGCACUCUCAACAUUGUGGAGAAGCUCAAUGAGGGGCACGGAGACAAGCUGCAUUUUUACCUCAGCAAGGCUGAUGAGGCGGGUGCAGAAGGUGACAGACAGAGGGUGCUGAUGCAAAUUGUCCAGGAACUCUGCAAGCGCCCAGGCCUCAAUAAGUGCGGGUUUGAUAUGCCCACAAUCUACAUCCCCAACUCUAAUAAGCCAAGCCGGUGCGUUAAUCAGAUUGAGGAGAUCUGCCGAACCAUCGAGAAGACAAUCAGCCAAACUGUGCAGCACACACUCAACGCUUUGGAGCGGGACUGCCGCCUCAUCGACGAGGCCACGCAGCGUUUGCUAGAAGAGGACAACGAGGCCAGAAACAGCAAUUUCCGUGCUCGUUUCCGGGGGGCACUGAUUGGGCUGACAGGCUGCCUCCUGCCCAUCUUUCUCCUCGUGACCUUGCUCUUUGGUACAGCCUUUGCUCGCCAACUCUGGACUUUGGUAUUGGGAGAAGAGCAAAGCCAGGCAUUAGAGCUGUCCAUGCGUCCAAUUGCUUCCGUGUGGAGCCUUGUCCCUGAAGAGCAAACCUUAACAGUAUUCUUUGGUCUUCUCGGCCUCUCAAUUCUCCUCCUGCUCUUGGCCAGUUACAUUUUCAGGACAAAGCCUACUCUCUCAAAGAAACAGAAGCGGCAGCUGGAGGACAGGCGAGACUACGUAGUGGACGUGGUGCUAGAAAAAAAGGUUGACAGCUUUGGGAAUUUGGUUUGGAGUUAUGACACAGGGCUUGGCAUCUGUGCCAAAGGAUCAUGGUUAGGAGAGGGAGGGUUCAUGAUUCCUGUGUGGGAUUCUGGGUAAUGGUAGGUUGGGGGUACCCUUCCUAGGAGAAGGGGCUGGCCAGUGUAUCAGGUUACAAGUAAUUCUGUUUUUUCUGCAGAGACAGCUCUAUGAGGAAUACCUUCGCCAAAGCAUCGGCGAGCAGGACCUGAGCUGAAACCCCUCCCUAAUGGAUUCAAAGAGACUGCCAAUCCCCUGCCACGUUAAAAUCUCUCCCCUCUGAGUCACUCCAGAGAACAGAGAUUUGUAAAGCAACUGUGAACCGUCCUAAGGGGCCAGUUUUUUUUUUUAAGAACACCACUUCAUUGGCUUCUUAUUGACUUGGCAUCUGUUCCCUUUUGUAUUUGACUGGAUAGGAGUGGGCGCCCUGUGUUCUUCUGAACUGGGAUCAAUCACACCAGUGGUGCCCUGCUUCUGCACUUGUUACGAGUCCUGCUAAGGCUGCUACACUUAACUUCUAAUGGGAUGGUGCCUCUGGCCUUUUCUGUGGCCCCAUGAGGGAGCAACCGCAGCAUUGCCCAGCUGCUUUUUGCACCUGAUUGAACUAUGUCGCUCUCCUAAAUAACCAAGUUUUUAAUUGGCAACACUAUAAGCUGAUAAUGCUCUUUUACUGGCUACUAACAUCAUUUUCAGUAAGCUGGAGACCACCUGUCUUCAUGACCCUAAUUGGUACUCCCCUCCUUUGGCAAUGCACCAUCUCUGCAUCACUGCCACUGUGACCAGCCUGGGCCCAUCCUUAGGGUGACUUUUGUCUCUGUUAAAUGUCAAGUUCUGUGUCUUCAUCUUCUCCUUUGACAAGCAAUACCUCAUACCUCUGAACGUCUCUGGGUGUUGCAUUAGGACUUGGAGAUGCCCAUGUCAUCCUCCGUCUCACACUACAAAGUGCCUUCAACUGACACCAGCUCUUGAGGGGAAGUUGGGACAUUUUUGCCGAUAACCGCUGUCCUCUCUCAUUUGUACCUGUGCUGUUACUUAACGCUGUGAAUUCUCACCAUAACUGCAUUUUUUAAUAUAAGCUAUAAUGUCUCCGGCACUCAUUGUAGCAUACUGGGAGUGUCAUCCCACACAUCUAGUGGCCCCUGUAAAUAACUUGUACUGGGAAAAAGGGCUGUCUCAGCUAAUUUCCCUCAUAUGGGUCCCUCAGCUGCAUUCAUUGAUUCUCAGACAUCUCCGUUGUAAUCUCUGUACCUGUGCCUCAUGAAAUGGCUAAAGAUGGUCCACGAGAGACUGAUCUUUCCAUCUGUUUUGAGAUACUCCACAUAUUGAGGCAAGUAGCAGUAACCAAUCAUGCUGUAAGGAUCAGAAAUUUCAAUGUAGAAUGAACUAUUUUUCUCUAAUCCCUUGCCUUAAGAGACGUUCAAAUUCGAGUUUCUAAAUUGCCCUCGCAGCUCCACAAAAAAUGUUACAAUCGGGGUUUCAACUUCUCAAGCCCUAUCCCCAAAUGGGAUUGUGGUGGCGCUAGUCAAUGGAACAGGGGCGCAAGAGUUCAAUUUCAAUUGUCUUUCUCUCCCUACAAACAGAAAAUAGUCUCUGUUAGUGGCAGGACACGGUAUGUAUGCCAACUACCAACUUCCAAGUUUGUCAAGAGAUUGCUUUGCCUCAGGAAAGGAGAAGAGCCAGAAUUUAUGGCUGUGUCACUGCUAAUCAGCUCACCAUUUUGGUUCCUCCUCAUGACUUCCUGAAGCUUUGUGUCUUUUGUUGGCAUGAACUAGUACUAAGGUGGUGAAGGGGGAAGAGGAGGGUUGUAGCCUGAAAUUUGUAAAAUGUACUUGUUAGAAGCUAUUUUAAAAUUUGCUGGUAUGAACCCCUUGCCUAGGACUUCAGUAAAACAAGUUUCUCUUUCCCCAAUGUGCUCCAGCAAACAUAACCACUAAGGGUGGGUGCGGGGAGGUUGGUACAUUUAAUAAAGCUCACUAUAGAAUUUGCCUUGGCUUCUUUUUUUCACCCAGAAGCUUUUAAUCCUGACAUGUAGCUCCUUCCCCUCCUGGUGUUAAUUUCUGCUUUUUCCGCAUGUUUCCUGGCCCAGCUCCAUUCAAAUGAGUGUCACAAGAAAACAGUUACACAUCUUUAUUUAAUCUAGAAAGUACAUUGGUUUGAUGUGUGCAAUUUGAAUAUAUUGCCUUCCCUUCUGCCCUUUCUGAUGCUCUGUGGAUGCAGCCUUUCUAUGAAUUCAUGCCACCCACGAUGAUUCUUCCAGUUGUACUACUCAUAGAUCACCAGCUACCGCCACCACCCCAAAAUUGGGAAAAGGGCAAAGACUUUUACAUAGGCAAUUAAAUAUCAGCAAGUAAACAGGUGAAGAGUUUCCACCCCCAGGCAAUAUACUAAAAUCUGUAUAUUGUUUAUUUGAUACAUUUGUAUAUCAACUGCAUAUAACCCUUUUGUGAAUUUACCUCAGGGCAGUUUGCAAUACAAUUUUAAAACCCCAAACCCAAAUGGAAAGGCUUGGAAGGUUGUAUUUUCUAUUCCGAGCUUAAAUAUGCAUCCUUCCAUUGGCCUUUAUGAGGUGUGAGGGGUGGCUGCUGCGGCAGUCUCUUCCUCAGUCUCAUCCUCGUUGGUUUUGGGGCUGGGCUGCGGUCAUCUUGACAGUCUUCAGCGUCACUCAUUUGGCUGCGAGCGGUAGACCUUGU